Molecule: messenger RNA, 3580 nt
Organism: Fundulus heteroclitus (mummichog)
Lineage: Eukaryota; Metazoa; Chordata; Actinopteri; Cyprinodontiformes; Fundulidae
Gene: elapor2b
Product: endosome-lysosome associated apoptosis and autophagy regulator family member 2
Exons: 22
Coding region: 168-3230 (1020 amino acids)
Biological process (GO): positive regulation of BMP signaling pathway
Source: RefSeq, a predicted model, not a curated record
GGACGGAAGUACCGCAGUUGCACUUUACGUGUCGGUGGUUGCGCUGUAGGAGGAGGAAGGCAGACGCAUCAAUGACGGCGACAGCAGUCAAACCAUCACCGCUCGGCCUUUUUCACGUCCGGGGCUCCAGGCAACGAGCUGCCAGCUGUUUGUGAUCCGAGCUGAGGAUGUGGGAGCAGGUGCGCACCCGUUGCUGCGCCCGCUGCCUCUUCUCCAUCCACCUCCUCUUCCUCCUCCUCUUCAUCAGCAGCAGCAGCGGCGCUCAGCAAUCGGCGGCGUCAGCCGAAGGACACCUGCCGCCGUGCGACAAGGGAGACUACUACUACCAGUACACAGAGUGUGACAGCACAGGGUCCAGAUGGAGGGUCGCCAUCCCACUCAGCUCAGGGUCCUGCUCGGACCUUCCCUCUCCGACCAAAGGCACCGACUGCUCCUUCUCCUGUCCAGCUGGAAUGUUUCUGGAAAUGUCUUCCCAGUUGUGCACGCCGUGCGCAGCCGGAUCUUACUCUCUGGGCAGCGGCCUGAGGUUCGACCAAUGGGACGCCAUUCCUGCUGGCUUCACAAGCCUGGCCAGCUUUUUGGACCCUGGGCCAAACGUAGAGGACAUUCAGGCCUGUAACAGUUCCAGCUCAUCAUGGACGCCGCAGGGUGUGUACCUGGAGUCCAACCGCGACGAGUGCACGGUCUCCCUAGUUUACGCCGUCCAUCUGGAAAAACAGGGAUCUGUGUCUUUCACCUAUCAGUAUCCAGACAACAACAUUUUCUUUGAAUUCUACGUCCAGAACGAGCAGUGCCAGGAGAUGUCCCAGACCGACGACCAGAAGUGGAUUAAAGUCACUAGCAGUGGAGAAUGGGGCACACAUACAGUGAGCCUGAAGUCGGGCACAAACAUCCUGUACUGGAGGACGACUGGGAUAAUUGUCGGAGGAAAGAUGGUGAAACCGGUGCUGCUGAAGAACAUCCAAAUAGAGGGUGUUGCCUACACGUCACAGUGUUUUCCAUGUCGGCCCGGCUGGUUCAGCCCGACGCCCGGUUCCUCCUCCUGCCAAGCGUGCCCUAGCAACACUUACUCCAGGAAGGGAGCGUCCUCCUGUUCGCCCUGCCCUGAACACUACUACUCCCAUGAGGGAUGGGCUGAAUGUAAGGUGAGACCGCCCUGCUCGGAGAAGGAUUACUUCCAGAUUCACACAGCCUGCGACAGCGAGGGAAAGACGCAGGUGCUGUAUCGCUGGGUGGAGCCCAAAAUCUGCGUGGAGAACAUCACGGGGGCCGUCAAGCUGCCUGCGACAGGACAGAGAGAGCCCUGCCCCCCAUGCAACCCCGGCUACUACAACAGCAACGACUCCACCUGUCUGCCCUGCCCACCUGGAACACACUCUGACGGCACCUAUGUGUGCGUUGAGUGCCCUGCAGGUACAGAACCCGUGUUGGGUUACGAGUACAAAUGGUGGAACGUGCUGCCUCCCAACAUGAAGACCUCUUGUUUCAACGUGGGGAACUCCAAAUGUGACGACAUGAACGGAUGGGAGGUCGCUGGAGAUCAUGUUCGCAGCGGAGCGGGAAGUUCUGAUAACGAUUACCUCAUCCUAAGUCUGCACGUGCCUGGGUUUAAGGUGCCGGCCUCGCUCUCAGGGAUGACUGGCGGAGAGUUUGGACGCAUCACCUUUGUGUUCGAGACCAUCUGCUCUGCUGACUGUGAGCUCUACUUCAUGAUGGACGUGAACAGCAAGAGCACCACAGUGGUGGAGUCCUGGGAGGGCAGCAAGGGGAAGCAGGCGUUCUCGCACAGCAUGACCAGAAACGCCUCCGUCACGUACACCUGGGCCUUUCAGAGGACGAGCCACGCUCUGGAUGUCCGCCGUUACGUCAGCGACACGGUGAAGAUCUACUCCAUCAGUGUGACCAAUGUCCUGGAAGGGGUGGCGUCGGCGUGCCGGGCCUGCGCUCUCGUUCCGCAGAACUCCCAGCGCGCCGGCUCCUCCUGCGUUCCCUGCCCCGCUGGUUUCUUUAUCGACCGCGACACAAACAGGUGCCAGGAGUGCCCGUCCAACACCUACCUGAGCGGGCGACACACCUAUGGCCAGGACGCGUGCAUUGCCUGUGGACCUGGAAGCAUCAGCAACAAGGAGCAUUCCCGCUGCUUCAGCGACUGCUCUUUCACCCACACAGAGAACAACAGAACGCUGACCUUUGACCUCAGCCCCAUGAGUGACGUGGCUUCGCUGAUACUGGGGCCAAGUUUCACCUCUAAAGGCACAAAGUACCUUCACCUGUUCAACAUCAGCCUCUGUGGCCACCAGGGAAAAAGAGCCGCCAUCUGCACCGACAACGUCACCGACGUGUCCAGCAAAGACGACCAGGGGGACUUGUCUCAGUUCGUCAACACGGUGGACAGCUUCCUCUGCCAGUCCACCAUCAUCCCCGGAGAUGGGCGGGGCUUCAGGAUGGCCAUUUCCUCCCAGUCCAUCAGCCUCGCUGACACCUUCAUGGGGGCCACAGUGGACACCGUUCUCUAUGGAGUGAACGCCAAGCCGGACCUGUUCCCAGAGAAUCCACACGACGUUCCCGACAUCAACUUCUUCUACAGGUCAACACAGGCGACGGCCUCCUGUGAUCAGGGUCGAAGUUCUGUCAUCACGGUUCGCUGUGACCCAGAAAACUCUGACCGAGGACAAAUCUCUGUGCCCAGCUCCUGUCCAGCAGGAACGUGUGAUGGAUGCACGUUUCACUUCCUGUGGGAGAGCGCCAGCGCCUGUCCGCGCUGCACCGAGGCCGACUACCACCUGAUCGAGGGAGCCUGCAAAGGAGGCGUCCAGGAAACCUUGUACGUGUGGAACGAGCCGAAGCUGUGCACCAAAGGUGUGGCGCUGCCUCCUCGAAGCUCCGCCCCCUGCGAGGUCAUCGCUCUGUGGCUGAAGGUCGGCCUUGGAGUCGGAGCCUUCGUCGCCGUGCUGCUCGUCUCCCUCACUUUCUAUUUCUGGAAGAAAAACAAGAGGCUGGAGUACAAAUACUCUCGUCUGGUGAUGUCUGCCAACAAGGAAGGUGAGCUGCCAGCUGCAGACAGCUGUGCCCUGGCUGAAGGGGAGGAGGCCGAGGACGACGUGGUCUACACCCAGAAACCCUCCCUGCUGGGGAAACUCAGGGCCAUCGCCAACAAGCAUGAGAACGGAGAGAGCAGCGAGUCGGUGCAGCUGAACUCCUCUCAGGCCGAUCGAUGGGUUUUUGGAUAAACUGACGACAGCGAGCUUCUUUGUGGACGGUCUCUCCAAAGUCCCACGUGUCUUUUUUUUGUUGUUGUUUUUUUUGUAUAAGGACAGUCUGGACAAUGAUUUUUGUCCUAAAUCUUAAUAUUUCCCUGCAAGUUUAACUCCACGGAUGCACAAACUGCUCCAAAAGUCAAACGUCCUUUUAAUGUUUUUUGUAUGUUUUAUAUUUUAUUUGUAAUUUUCUGUUCAGGGUCGUGUAUUUAUAUUAUGAUGAAGAACCUUUAUUAAAGUCCGGUUUGACUUUAUAAAAGUGACUCUGAAGUUGUUAUCUUGCAAUUUGGCUGCCCGGUAAAAGAAGGUGAGGUUUUUACCAA